This is a messenger RNA of Raphanus sativus (radish), 564 nucleotides long. RefSeq names its product transcription factor HY5-like. Gene Ontology annotation, molecular function: DNA-binding transcription factor activity, RNA polymerase II-specific. Lineage: Eukaryota; Viridiplantae; Streptophyta; Magnoliopsida; Brassicales; Brassicaceae. The record is from RefSeq and is a predicted model, not a curated record. Gene Ontology annotation, biological process: regulation of photomorphogenesis; positive regulation of transcription by RNA polymerase II; response to far red light. Gene Ontology annotation, cellular component: nucleus.
AAGAAGGGAAAGAGAAGCCAUUUCAUUGGUUCGAUAUUCUCUUUAGCAUCUUACUCUAGGUCUUCAGCAAAAUCUGAAAAGACAAGUAAAAAUACAUUAAUGUCUCUUCAACGAGCCAAUGGGAACUCGAGUUCCUCUUCUUCCCCCAAGAAGCACAGAACUGACGAGAGUGACGAGGAGGAGUUGAUGGUUCCUGACAUGGAAGCAGCAUGUGUUCUAAGCAGCAAAGCCGACGUCCGCGGAGUCAACAAUCCGGAUAUUGACUAGACUCAAAACGGAACUUCAACCGCCAAGCGCGGCCUUGGACGAACCCCACUUGAUAAAGAAUACAGAAGCCACAAGAGGUCAAACGAAUCGGUCAUUUUACUAAAGAAUAGAGUAUCAGCACAAGAAGCGAGGGAGAGGAUGAAAGUGUAUGUGAGUGAUAUAGAAUGAACAGCUAAUUAGCUGCAGAACAACAACGAUGAGAUUGAAGGGAAGAUCUCUACGUACUUUGAUGAAAGAAACACAAUGCUUCGCAGAAUGCUCAUCAACACUAGGCCUAAAGCUGAUGACACUCACUAA